CGGCCUGCGGGAGCGGGGAGGCCCCCAGUCCUUUCCCUCCAGGUUAUUCUUUUCUCUCUACCCUUCGGACCAAGCCUCGCAUCCUCCCAGGCCCCAGCUCGUGGGCCCCAGCUCGUGGGCCUGAGUGACUUGCUCCUAACUUCCCUGCUUGACCUCGGUCAUCCCGAUGUUCCCUUCCGAUCCUGAAGAGCGACGCCCGCCAUCUCUACACGGCUUUUAUUUGGCCUUCCCGUUUCCGAGAGGGUUUCCCCACCCCCACCGGCCUAUCGGUGCCUGGCCUGGCCGAGCAUCCACUUUUCCCGGGAAAAGUGUGCUUUCGGGCGCUUUAGCCGCGCACCGUGCGCUCCGGGCCUCGUGGGGGACAGAAGCAGGCCGAGGAGGACACACAAAAUCAGACUUAAAGUGCUUUACGCGCUGCCCUGGAAACCGGGGGGGCUGGUAUAAGACAAUGAAGGGCAGAGUCUCUUAAGGGGGAAAACCUCUCCAGAGGUGACGCCGAAGCUGGAACUGGAAGGGCAAAGGGCCAGCCGGGCGAGAUGGUGGGCGUCUUGCAGACUCCAGGCAGCAUGGGAUUUGGCUAGCUGGAGCCUGAGGAGCUGGAGAGGGAGCCAUUGACUGGAGGUUUGCAGGGGAUAGGUGAGGAUCUGGAUGAUGUGUUGGAGAAAGCCAAGAAAGCCAAUGUUAUGGCUCUUGUGAUGGUUGCUGAACAUUCAGGAGAAUUUGAAAAGAUUAUGCAGCUUUCAGAAAGGUAUAAGGGCUUUGUCCUGCCAUGCUUGGGUGUUCAUCCUGUUCAAGGAGUUUCACCAGGAGACCAAAGAAGUGUCACAUUAAAGGAUUUGGAUGUAGCUUUGCCCAUUAUGGAGAAUUAUAAGGAUCAAUUGUUGGCAAUUGGAGAGGUGGGACUAGAUUUCUCCCCCAGAUUUGCUGGCACUGAUGAGCAGAAGGAAGAGCAACGACAAGUCCUAAUCCGACAGGUCCAGUUAGCCAAGAGAUUAAAUUUGCCUUUAAAUGUUCACUCACGCUCUGCUGGAAGACCCACCAUCAGCCUCUUAAAUGAGCAAGGUGCUGACAAAGUGCUUCUGCAUGCAUUUGAUGGUCGGCCAUCUGUAGCCAUGGAAGGAGUAAAAGCUGGGUACUUCUUCUCAAUUCCUCCUUCUGUUAUAAGAAGUGGACAGAAGCAGAAACUUGUGAAACAGUUGCCUUUAACUUCAAUUUGCUUAGAAACAGAUUCACCUGCACUAGGACCAGAAAAACAGGUACGAAAUGAACCCCAAAACAUUUCCAUUUCAGCAGAAUAUAUUGCCCAGGUGAAGGGGAUCUCAGUAGAAGAAGUUAUAGAAGUGACAACACAGAAUGCAUUGAGACUGUUUCCCAAGCUUCGGCAACUGCUCCAGAAGUAGCUGCAAAAUCAAAUCUGCUGCAGGGAACAGCAUUUGAGAGAAAGAAAUGUUCUGAGUUAGAGUCUGAACCGAAGAAACCAUUAUAUAGGGAUAAUGAAGAUUAUGAUUUUAGAGAAAUAUAUCUCCUAAAACCAGGCUAGGAUCCUGAAACCCUGGGUUCUGAUUCUACCUUGUGCUUCAAUUAAUGGGGUCCUAACAGGAGAUUGAGAAACACCACUGCUUCUUACCUCACCCCACUUAGUAGAACCACCAUAUGAACUGAAACCAUUUCUUCUGGCAAAGGAGGCUCCCCGAGGUAAGACAUGAUCGCUACUGGGACAGCUAACAUUUGAUCCUUUACCACCAUAGGAUUUAUGUAGAAAAUAAUCAUCUCGUUUCUUACACUGUCAGAGGUCUAUUUUCUGGAUUUGUAAAACUGAGUUGUUAGUACUUUGAAGUGCUUCUUAAGAGGAAAAUGUAUAGGUUUUUGUAUCAAUCCUAGAUUUUGACUUUUGAGGCCAGUGGUUUGUGCAAUCAUUGUUAAAUGCCAAGCCCCAAGGUUUAGGUAAUAAUAAACUGAGUUUAAGUUCUAGUCUGAAUUUUGUCGCAUGUUUAAAAUCUACAUAGCUUUAUUAAAAUGUAUCUAUUUUUGCA
Molecule: messenger RNA, 2033 nt
Organism: Canis lupus familiaris (dog)
Lineage: Eukaryota; Metazoa; Chordata; Mammalia; Carnivora; Canidae
Gene: TATDN3
Product: TatD DNase domain containing 3
Exons: 10
Coding region: 684-1400 (238 amino acids)
Molecular function (GO): hydrolase activity, acting on ester bonds
Source: RefSeq, a predicted model, not a curated record